Alligator mississippiensis (American alligator) is the source of this 3229-nucleotide messenger RNA. It is a transcript of the gene NFE2L3, whose product is annotated as NFE2 like bZIP transcription factor 3. The record is from RefSeq and is a predicted model, not a curated record. Gene Ontology annotation, cellular component: nucleus. Gene Ontology annotation, molecular function: DNA-binding transcription factor activity, RNA polymerase II-specific; RNA polymerase II cis-regulatory region sequence-specific DNA binding. Gene Ontology annotation, biological process: regulation of transcription by RNA polymerase II. NCBI's taxonomy places the organism in Eukaryota, Metazoa, Chordata, Crocodylia, Alligatoridae.
CACCCAACACCUACCAACAAGCAGCUAAACUCUCCUCAAGUCGUCCUGCUUGGGCAGCAGCAAGUAGAUGCUUUUGAGUUCAAACGCCACCCACGGGCAGGGACAGUGAAUACUUCGGUCCCAGGCUGCCAGGACGAUGUAGACUGGAAAGUGAGUCAGGAAGCUUUGGACUACUCUUAUUCUCACAAAGGAAAUGAACAAUCAAACUUGCAAAAGCGGAAGGAAGAAGAGAUAAAGCAACUGCAUAAUGAAGAGAAUGAAAAAAGAAAUAAAACUGAUGGGGAAGAGAGUGAUAACAGAGAUUUUAGCACUGAGAGAAAUUCACUGGGAGAUAUUCAACCUUUUGCUACUAGUAGCAGAAAUACAAAUUCAUCAUGUUCACACUAUAAUGUCAAUUUGACCCAAGCUAUUAGCCAUGAUGUCAGUUUUCGUGAAGCUAUGUUUCAGAGAUCAAACCACACCACAAGGAUAAAUCCAGAAAUGAGAAGCAUACAAAGACAAGAGCCUUUUCUACAAUUAAAUUCUAGCAUCACAAAUCAUUAAUCACUGCUUAAUGGGACGAGUUUGAUGGGGCUGUUUCCAUCUGUUGUUGACAUCAGGAACCUAACAAACCAGGAUCAUCUAACAAAUCUUGAGGAAAAUAUAUUUGAUGAGAUGAAUGCAAUGUCAUUAGCUUUGGAGGAAGGUUUUGAUCAUAUGGAAAUCUCCUAACUCUUUGGAGAACUAGACUCUGAGUCUGGACUUUCUAUAAAUUCUAACCACAGCACCGCCUUUUCAAAUAAUUCUGAUUCAUCAGCUUCUUCAGGCUACAGUGAAGGUGCUGUUGGUUAUAGCAGUGAUGCUAGAUCUAUUUCCCAUGAUGUCUUAGGAGCUGUAGGGGGUCAUUUCCCAAAGCCAAGUAAAUAUUCCCCUAUGGAUUAUCAAAGAGAUUUAGACUAUUUAGGGAAAUCAACACUCCAACAGCUUCUUCAUAAUCACACUUACAAUCAUCUGCCAAAUCAAUUAACAACCACUUCUGAGCAUUGUUCCUUGUUGCCUGGAAAACCAGAUGAAGAAAAAAGCAGAUGCCACAACAGUUCAGAUGCAAAUCUUAGUCGAAAUCUUAGUUGUGACGAGCGCCAUGCAAAAGCCCUGAGAAUUCCAUUUUCCAUAGAUGAAAUUGUGAGCAUGCCUGUUGAUUUGUUUAAUAGCACGCUAUCAAUGUACUAUCUGACAGAUUCCCAAAUAUCACUUAUACGUGACAUAAGGAGAAGAGGAAAAAACAAAGUUGCUGCACAGAACUGCCGCAAACGUAAGCUAGAUGUGAUCCUGAACUUGGAAGAUGUUUGCAACCUUCAAACACAAAAGGCGAACCUUAAGAAGGAGAGAACUCAAUGCAAUAAAUCAAUUAGCCUUAUGAAGCAAAAACUAUGUGACCUUUAUCAUGACAUUUUCAGUAGGUUAAGAGAUGACCAAGGUAGACCUGUUAACCGGAGCCAGUAUGCUAUUCAUUGCAGUAGUGAUGGCAGUGUUUUCAUAGUACCCAGGAGACUAGUCAAAUCUGAACAUAAACAAGAUGAGCAAAACAACAGAAACAAAAAAAAAGUGAUGUUAAUUUAAGCAAAUUGUUCAGGACAUCAUUUUAAAGAGGGGUAGUGAAAACAUAGGCAUUAAUAGUGGGGACCAGAAAUGCUUAUAGUAAUAUAAAAACAGCAACCUGGAUAAAACUAAUCUUCCUAGACUUGAGAAGGUGGCCCUUGUGUUUAACAAUUAAGGAAGAUUUUAUAUAUAUAUCUUCCUUAAGAAGCUACAACAAUUCAAACCUUCCAAUUUAGACUGAGCAGUUGAACUUCACGUACAGCCAGAGUUACUUGAGGAUUCACUUGAGGAGUCACUCUAAAUGCCUGACUCUUGAAAUGUAAAGCAACCUUAAGAUUUUGAUUUAGUCUAUUAGCACUGGAACAAAAAUCUUAGCCUUGCAAAUGUUCGUCUUUUAGUUUGAAUUCGUUAAGGUUUUGUUUUUAAUUUAUGCAAGUUUUUUUUUCCUUUUUGUGGAAGUAAAUUAUGCUUGUUGUGUAUUUCUUCAAAAAUUCUCUCUUCCCUAGUUUUCUGAAGGGGCUCUGGAGGCUUAUAUACAAAUUUAUAUACACAUACAUUUAUAAUGAUAGUUUCAAACGCAUUUAAUACUUAACGUUGCCAUUUUUUCUCCAAGUACACCCAGACAUACAGUUUGCACUAAAUUCAGUACUGUUACACCAGCCUUCUGUUUAAAGCUGAAGGAAUGCAAUGGUGAAUCAGUUAUUUUCUGCGAUUUGUGUUCCAGCCUUGUGUUGUACUUCUAGUGUGGCAUUUCUCAGUCUCAAUAAGUUGACCCUUCUCCAUUUUCUCCAAGGGAAAAUUACAUAAGAAAAGUAAGUUUUUAGAUUGUGCAUUUUAUUUUUAUUGAUCUUUUUGUAAGCACCUUUACCUUUUUUAAUCAGAUUCUUUUUUGAAGUGGAUUUGCUAAUAAGAAUCCUUUUUCAAUUUUCUUUUUCAAAGUUACAUUUUUCAAGUCUUCCAGUUUAAACAAACUACUAAAUUAUUUGUCUUACACUUAUAGCAGCAAGAUCACAAUGCAUUUGGUGGUAGUAUUGUAUAUGAUUACAUGGCUUAGAUAUUCUAGCUUUAGCCUUUGAUGUGGAUUUAUUUGUGCUAUAAGAAUAAGUGCCAAAAGUAUUUACCUCUUUAUUUGCAAUGGAUCACAUGUUCAAAUUCUGACCUGAAAGAUCUGCAGAAUGAUGGCUUCUAAGAAAAGCAGGUAUGCAAUAUUAAGAUAGGGAAUUAAACCAAAAAACUGUGGUAAUGUACAAUACCACCAUUAGCUCUACCAGAUAACAGCAUAAAGACACUUGGUAUCUUUUAUAAUACAAAAUACUACAAAAAUAUAGUAUUAAAUUUUAUCAUACUAAAAAAAAAAAGGUAUCUGUUGCAUCAGGAUUGUCACACAAGAGCUUUGUGUCCAGACACACAAAAAAGUACUGUGGUAAGCCCAUGUUAAAUUUCCUUUAUUGCAUCAAUCAGCAGUGUUGAAUUUUCUGAACUUAUGUUUACAGUGAUUUAGAACAGCAGAUACAAUAUUAUCCAUUCAUAAUUUGUAAAAUCAUGUACUAUUUGCUUGAUAAUGCAAAAUUUAUUCUUAAUUGUUGUGAUCAAGAAAUUAGAUUCCUAUUUUUUUUUCAAAAUGCAUUUGUACAUUAAAAGAUUUCUUGAA